Messenger RNA from Xenopus laevis (African clawed frog), 3586 nucleotides. RefSeq names its product ADNP homeobox 2 S homeolog (gene adnp2.S). Gene Ontology annotation, biological process: regulation of gene expression. Gene Ontology annotation, molecular function: DNA binding. Gene Ontology annotation, cellular component: nucleus. The transcript is spliced from 4 exons. Bases 312 to 3227 code for a protein of 971 amino acids. The record is from RefSeq and is a predicted model, not a curated record. Lineage: Eukaryota; Metazoa; Chordata; Amphibia; Anura; Pipidae.
UUAAUUAUAGGGUAUUUGACGUCACUUCCUUGCGCUCAACUCGGCCGCCAUUUUGCGGCAGUGAGUGAUUGGGGGGAAGGAGCGUCGGUGGCGGGUCCGUGUAGGAGCGGAGCGGGCGCAGUCGGAUCCACCCACACGGUGUUGGGGCAGAUAGAACACACGCACACAGCGGGGGAGGGGAGAUUUGCAUACACUGGCCCAUUGAGAAGGUGUAAAACGAGCAGAAUAAUAAUAAAGGAGGAGGCGGCCUCGGAUAGCGCGCACACAAGAGGAGCAGUUCCCUAUCUAGUGCCUUCUGCACCGCUGCCAAAAUGUUCCAACCACCCGUUAACAGCCUGGAAAAAAUUAGAAAAGCAAGAAAAAGGGUUAAACAAAUUCUGCUUCAGAUUGGCCUUGAAAGCUGUAGAGAAUUAUUAGAGGAAAUCAACAGUUCUAAUCCAGGAGACAAAUCUGUUUCCAGUACAUCAUGGGAGGAUGUCUCGCUAUGGGAACCUAAUGGACGCAGAAAUGAUUACAGGUCAAAGACAUUUUGCUGCAGUCUUUGCAAAUUUUCAACCAAGUUACUUUCUUCAUUCAAGAGUCAUCUAAAACGCUAUCAUGAUGAUGAAAGGGAGCAAGAGCUUAUGGCUACUUGCCCCAGCUGCCCAUUUACUUCACAGUCAACAACUGUGGUAAAACACAUGAGAAUAUUUCACUCAAGUACUAGAAAAAACCCUUCCAAUAACACAAGAGAGAAUGUAAAUGUACCUAGAAAUCAUCUGACUGUAAAGUUUUCUUGUACCAAAUGUCCUUAUACAGACACAUUAUACUACAGUAUGAAAAAGCAUGUUCUUAUGACCCAUUAUGAAGACCUAGUUGUUUCAUUUUUUGGAGAAAAAACAGAAGAAGACAUUGCAAAUAUAAGCUUGAAAUCCACCAUUUCUUUUUUUAAGCUCCAGCCCGUUGAUAAAUUUUAUUGCAAGAAAUGUAAUUCGACUGCAAGCUCUUAUGACCGACUGGUGUACCAUAUUCUAACAUCUGAAAAACACAGAGACCUGGAACAAAAGCUGAGGGCUGACAUUUCAGAAACUAGUAGGGAACAAAUUAGAAAAAUGCAAACAAAGCAAAUAGACUUUAUUCCUAAAAAAUUGGUACCCAGAUCAAAUGCUCCAAUCACAAUUAAUCACACCAUAAAAUUAGCUACUGUGCCUCAAAAUGGGCCUAGUCAAGCAAUGGCAACGUCUAUUACCCAUGCCCAAAAUGCUGUACCACCACUAGCUGCUGUCGCAACUUCUUCAGGGAGUUUGACCCCUAAAUCACCUGCUGCAAGUUCCCCGAAUAAUCAAGUUAAAUUUAUAACUGCUUCUCUACCACAGAAUCCAAACAUUACCCUUCAAGCAUCCCUUCCUCAGCAAGUGUUUGUAUCCCAAAGGUUUCCAGUUAACCAGCCUGUUGCAACAGUCCUUCCUCCCGGAUGUAUUGUUCCUACAGCUCAGACUACAGUAAGGUCUGCUGUCCUUCCCACGGCUCAAACUCCUAUAAAACAUGCUGUUCUUCCUAUGAAUCAAACAUUGCCUGGGGGGUUGCUUCCUGUAAAUCAACCGGCAGUACUUGCUUGUCCUCCUCAGACUUUGCAACCCAAUAUCAUCAACAUGAAUCAAGCAAUACGGUCAGCAGUUUUCCCAGUAAAUCAAUCUGAUAAUUCUGCACAAAACACUUUCCUCACAGCCCCAAUAUUUAGGCAGCUCAUUCCAACCGGUAAACAAGUAAAUGGCAUACCUACAUAUACCCUUGCUCCAAUCUCUGUAACCUUGCCAGUGGCUCCAUGUCCUGUUCCUGCUGUCAACCCUCCAAAAGCACCAGUACAAAAUUCACAGCCAGAUAAAGCAAUACAAGUUUCACUUUCUCCUGCUGUUGCACCAUCACCUCCUGUUGCUCAGGUGAUACAGACACCCCAACAGAAAAGCUCAGGCCUUAACACUCCAGGUCCAUUUGGUAAAGAGACUAAAAUAUGGAAGAUGUGCCCAGUUUGCGAUGAGCUCUUUCCUUCAAAUGUUUAUGAAGUGCAUAUGCAAAUUGCUCAUGUCAAAGGACGAAAUGCAAAAGUGACACCUAAAUCAAGUAGUAUGGAAAUGACACAAUGUGUAACUAUUGCAGCACAAGCUUCUUUCUUGAAAGUUUUGAAAGAAAAUUGCAUUAGAUGUUUGUCUUGCAGGUGCUUGGCAUCAGAAGAACUUUUAAAACAUCUGUUGAUGCAUGGCAUGGUGUGUUUGUACUGCAAAGCUGUAUUCCAUGAACUGAAGAACUUUGUCUAUCACAUGAAAAUUAUGCAUUUGGGCAAAAAGAAAAUACAUCCAGACUUUUCCAAGAAAGGAUUUGAAAUCCCCAGUGAUGUAAAUGGCAAUGUACAUUUUCACCAUUUUGAUUUCAACUUCAAAGCAUCAAAGGAUGAGCUUGGCGACAAAGAUAUAAAUCUUGUUGUAGUAACAGGAACUAAUUCUGCUGCUCCCAUAUACAUUAAAAUCCAGAAUAAAAAUACUUUAUUAGGUGACCAGCCAAGUGCAAAAUGUCCCUUUUGCAACUGUGGGUUAUCUAACACAGAAGGGUAUGAGGCACAUUUAAAAGAUAGGCACCAUAUAAUGCCAACAGUUCAUACAAUAUUGAAAAUGCCAGCGUUUAAAUGUGUCCAUUGCUGUGGUGUCUAUACAGGAAGUAUGACACUCUCAGCUGUUGAUGUGCACUUACUUCGAUGCCGGAAUGCACCUAAAGAUAGCAGCUCUGGAAUGGAGUCUACUAAUGAUGAUAAUGUUGAGAAAGGAAUGCCACUUUCUCAGGCAGAGACAAAAUGCACCCCUCAAGCAAAUAUUGCAGAUAAUGUGGAACAUGAGUUGCCUGUGCCUUCAAAAAGAAGAAAGGUUGAAGUUAACAUUGACUCUUCAGAAAGCCAUGAAGAACUUUCUCUUGAUAUCCUUGCUUUGGUCCCAAACCAAUCUGAAACUUCCUAUGACUACAAAAAAGACUUUUUGGUCAAAUAUUUUAACGCAAGGCCAUAUCCGAGCAAAAAAGAGAUAGAAUUGCUGUCCAGAUUGCUAGAUAUGUGGAAAAGUGAUGUUGCCUCAUGUAUGGGCACAAGGAGAUACAUGUGCAUGAAAGCUCUCAAGAACCAUAAACAGCGGGUGCUACUUGGAUUUCAGAUGUCUGAACUUAAAAAAGUGAAGCAUAAUUUAGACUUAAAUGAAGAUUACUAACUGCAUAUCCUCUGAUAGACUGACAUUGUAUUUCUAGAGACUCACUUUGCAGAAUAGCAUGUAUCUAAUUUGUAUUCAGUGUGUAACAACUUUUUAUCCAAAAAAUCCACAAUCUUAAACAUCCAUUUCCUCCCCCCCGACCCCAAUCAACUUACUUGCCCAUCACAUUUGCAGUGUUAAUUCCUCAGGUAUAAGUUAUGUCAGAAGUUUUCUGUCAUUUUUAUAUUUAUUUUUUUGGGUUUUUGUCAGGUUUUACACUAGAACAAGUUUAAGCAAAUCUGGGUGAAACUGUACACAUUGUGCAGCACGAUAAACUGUAGUAUUUGAAUUAUAAAUGAUUAAAGACAUUGUCCAAAAUA